AUGACACAGGAACUGAGCUUCCAAAAAUUUAUUCAACAAUCUGACUUACUAGAAGAACUUAAAUAUGACUUCAAUGAAAAAGCUGAGUUGAGACACAUUGAGACACAAAGGCCUUUUGUCUUUAACUAUUAUAAAAAUGUCCCUGAGAGGAAUAGCAAGCGCUACCAGGCCCUUGGCCAUUUGCUUGAAAAAUACAUUUAUGAGCUUUUGGAGAAAGUAUGCAAAUUACAAAAAGUAUACAUCUCACCAGAGACUGAUAAGGAAUCAAGAAGCUUCUUUUUUAUGAGUGAGAGAGCAUUAACAAAUCAUCAUUCUGCUCUUCUUGUCCUUCUUCAAGACCAUGGGGUCUUUCGAGCUGGUCAAUGGAGUCAGCAGGCAAUAAUACAUCAUGGUCUACAACAUGGAAGUCAGAUACCAUGUAUUCAAAUGGCAUUGCAGGCACAUUAUGAUGUAAUUGUGCUAAAUCCCAAUGACAAUUUUGUGGACCUAAACAUGGCAAAAGAGCGGAAAGGCCUUUUAACACAAAAUAUUGAGUCCUCUUCCCUAAAAAUGGUUCAAGCUGAGAGCUUUGUAUCUCUCCAGCAGCCUCUCCAAUGUAUUCCAAAAGGAGGCAGCGACACCCCUGAAGAACACAUGGCUUACAUUUGGGAUUGCUUCAUUUCAAAGACUGAAGGCAAGGAUGUUGCCUUCAUUGUACAUGGUUAUGGAGGCUUGGUUUUUAUGGACUUGCUUGUUCAUAGGAAGUGGGAAGUGAUGAGCAAAGUAUAUGCUGUUGCACUUAUUGACUCUCAGCAUCAUGUAAGACACCAGCUGGGAAGUGAUGUACAGUUAUCAGCAUGGGUAAAGCAUCACUGCCGUGAAUGGGUGACAAGUCCUAAGCCUUUGGAUAGACCUGCAACUACUGUUUUGAAGAAGGAGUUUCCUAUGGUUUCUGCUGGUACAGAAAAACAUGAUUUAGCCAUUUCCUCUAGCCUUCAGUCAGUUUUCAAAUACUUUAAAAAAGCUCUGAAAGCCAAAGCAACUAUUAAUUUUUCUCAUGUGCCAAUAGUAACUAGAAGUUCCACAAAAAUAAAGCAAAGUGCUUAA
Molossus molossus (Pallas's mastiff bat) is the source of this 1086-nucleotide messenger RNA. RefSeq names its product putative protein FAM172B. Gene Ontology annotation, biological process: regulatory ncRNA-mediated heterochromatin formation. The transcript has a single exon. NCBI's taxonomy places the organism in Eukaryota, Metazoa, Chordata, Mammalia, Chiroptera, Molossidae. Gene Ontology annotation, cellular component: nucleus. Gene Ontology annotation, molecular function: siRNA binding. Bases 1 to 1086 code for a protein of 361 amino acids. The record is from RefSeq and is a predicted model, not a curated record.